AUGGAUGACCUUGAACGCAGCAAUGCAGAGUUGAAGGAGGAAGUGAAUCAACUUAAGGAACAAAUGUCCAAGCUCAUGGAGUUUAUACAAGAAGCUGCGAAAAAAGACAAUGAAACGCCGUCAUCCACUCCUGACAAUCCACCUGGCUUUUCUCUUGCCCAUGCUCAAGGGGUAGUUAUGCCGCUGACAGUGCAGUCUAACAGGCCCUUCCAACAAGUUUCUCAGCCGCACGAUGUCCAGUUUCCCCCUUAUGGCCUUCCUCCAGGCUAUGCACCGCCUUUUGUUGUCGACCCCACAGACAGUAACCCACCGGCCACUGCCCAGCUUGGCCUGACUCAGUCACAGGGUCCGCUCAACAAUGCCAUGAGAGUACCAUAUGCUAAUGUCCCUCCAUAUGUUGUCCCACCAAAACAGGUGCCACUCCCAAAUACCAGCCAACAAGACAUGACUCACGUCUAUUAUCCCCCGCACUCCCUAACCGUUCCUGUGCCAAAUUACUCGCCUGAGGUGGACCAACAACACCCUAUUUCGCCAACACCUCGCGCUGUUGAAGACGACCAACCCAAAGGAAGGUUGCAGUUGCUGGAGGAAAGAAUGCGGGCAAUGGAAGGUGGAAAUCAUGGUUUUAGUGAUGCAUCAGGCUUGUGUCUUGUCCCGGAUAUUGUGAUUCCCCCAAAAUUUAAAGUACCAGAGUUCCAUAAGUACAAGGGGACUACUUGUCCAAAAAGUCAUUUGACUAUGUACUGCAGAAAAAUGGCUUCACAUACCCAUGAUGAGAAGAUGCUAAUCCAUUUUUUCCAAGGUAGUUUGGCUGGAGGGGCACUGAAUUGGUACAUGCAUCUGGAGCGAAUCCGCAUACGCAAUUGGGGAGAUUUAGCGGAUGCAUUCUUGAAGCAGUACAAGUACAACGCUGAUAUGGCUCCUGAUAGAAUGCAACUCCAAAACACAUUGAAAAAAGGAAGUGAAACUUUCAAGGAAUACGCCCAACGGUGGAGAGAGCUGGCAUCUCAAGUAGAACCUCCCCUAUCUGAGAAAGAGAUCGUAUCGAUGUUCAUCGAAACUCUUCAAUCCCCAUUUUAUGAUAGGAUGGUCGAAAGUGUGUCGUCGAAUUUCUCAGACAUGGUUAUCAUCGGUGAGAGAGUGGAGCAUGGUAUGAGAAUUGGGAGGAUUCCUGCUAAUCACUCUGCAACCAGCAACAUGAAGAAACCUGCUCAAAAUUUUGGAAAGAACAAUGAAGGGGAAGCUAAUGCUGUCACUACCUACCAAACCUCGCAGUGGCAUCAACCAACUCCACCCCAAUCUUCCAACAUAAUACAUCCACACCAAAACUCACCGCAAGACCAGGAUCCCAAGUCCACUAAUAACCAAAGAAACAAAGACAGGGUCCAGUUCGACCCCAUUCCUAUGACCUACACAGAGCUCCUGCCCCAACUUAUCAAAGGUUCCUUGGUGGUUCCUUAUCCCUUGGUGUCGUCCCAACCUCCAUAUCCGAGGGGAUAUGACCCCAAUGCUAAGUGUGACUAUCAUGCUGGAUCUAUCGAGCAUUCCACCGAGAAAUGUCUUGCAUUUAAACAUAAGGUGCAAAAGUUGAUCGAUGCGAAGUUGCUAAAUUUUGCUGAAAAACCAAAUAUUGGGAACAAUUCGUUGCCAGGUCACAGCGUGAAUGCAAUUGGGGAAGAUUCUGAACCUCGCUUGGUCCGAAGCGUGGGAGAUAUUAGGACUCCGUUGAAGCUCGUCUAUAUUGAAAUGUGCAAAAGAGGAAUGAUCAAGGGAAGUCUCGAUGAGGUGCAAAUGUGUGGUUUCCACCCUGGUGCUCCUCAUCACAUUCAGGAAUGCAAUGAGUUUAGAGGGAUAUUGCAAGACCUUAUGGAUCAGAAACUAGUGCGAAUAGGCCAAUCUGGAGCGGACCAUGAAGUAGCAAUGAAUAAGGGGCAGAUCCCGAUCUUUUCAAAGCCGUUGGUUAUCCAUUACACCAGGAGUGUAACCACUCCUUCUUCAGGUGGACCAAAGACCAUUAUUGUACAAGUGGACAAGACUAGCAAAGCCCGGCUACAAGAGAUGUUUGUUGGUAGCUAUGGAGCUGCCUUGGUUUCUACUGAUCCCAAGUCGAUCACCAUCAAACUACCAAUUCCAUUUCCAUUCAAAGAUAGCAAGGCAGUACAAUGGAAAUGUGAUUUUAAGAUCGAAAAUGUCAGUUCUGAAGCUCCAACUAUUACAAAUAUUGGUGACACCAUGGGAGUGACCAAACGCGGGCAUGUUUACACACUAGAAGAUUCAUUAGAGACCUCAUUUCGGGCACUGGAAAUUGCCAGUGCAACGUAUGUGAACAAAGAAAUGCCUGACCUAAAAGCACAAUCGUCAGAUGCUCCUUUGAUGGUCGCUAAAGUAAUGCUCGAGGGAGGUUAUGAGCAAGGAAGAGGGCUUGGAACAAGUGAAAAAGGGAUCGUUGAAGUUCCAACUCCAUUCGAAAAUAAGGACAAAUAUGGGCUAGGUUACAAACCCACUAAGGAUGACAAGAAAAUGGUGGCUGCUGAUAAAAGGGAAAAGAGAUUAGCCAGGUUGGAAAAUCAGGAACCCAAGACUAAGAGACUCACCGUCUGCAAUCUGUCUGAGAAAUUUCGAAGUGCUGGUUUUGAACUUCUGGGCCCGAUAGCUGCGGCAGAAGAAGAUAUUCCGGGAAUCCAGCAUGCUGAUCUAAUUCGUCCAUGUGCGCCAAAUGAAAAUCUCAAUAAUUGGAAGGUUGUCAGACUUGCCAUGGUUUACAAAUUUGUUUCAAAGUAA
Messenger RNA from Lotus japonicus, 2781 nucleotides. RefSeq lists its product as uncharacterized. Gene Ontology annotation, molecular function: nucleic acid binding. The transcript has a single exon. The coding region runs from base 1 to 2781 and encodes 926 amino acids. NCBI's taxonomy places the organism in Eukaryota, Viridiplantae, Streptophyta, Magnoliopsida, Fabales, Fabaceae. The record is from RefSeq and is a predicted model, not a curated record.